Messenger RNA from Poecilia reticulata (guppy), 1297 nucleotides. The record is from RefSeq and is a predicted model, not a curated record. NCBI's taxonomy places the organism in Eukaryota, Metazoa, Chordata, Actinopteri, Cyprinodontiformes, Poeciliidae.
CAGCAGAGACARCAGAGCUACAGCCAUGGUGCAGCAGUACCAGUCCCCUGUCCGGGUCUACAAGCAGCCGUUUGAGUUAAUAAUGGCGGCUUACGCCAGACGGUUCCCAAAGUGCCCGCUGAUCCCCAUGUUUGUGGACAGCGACAUCCUCAGCCAAAGUGAAAGCAAAGACGGCUCCGUGGUGGUCACCGAGAGACGCUGCACGAUCGACGUGGAGGCCCCCCGGCUUCUCAAACGAAUUGCAGGUGUAGAAUAUCUGUACUUUAUUCAGAAGAACACGCUGAAUCGCAGAGACAGGACGCUUCGCAUCGAGGUCCACAACGAGACAUUUUCCAGCAGAGUCAUCGUCCGGGAAUGCUGCAGGUACACGGUUCAUCCCGAGAAUGAGGACUGGACCUGCUUUGAACAAACAGCUAGCCUUGAUAUUAAAUCCUUCUUUGGCUUCGAAAGCACAGCAGAGAAGAUAGCCAUGAAACAAUAUGCUGGCAGCAUUAAAAAGGGUAAAGAAAUAAUUGAGUACCACCUCAAAGAGCUGGAGGAAGAAGGAGUAAAUCACAUACCUCGCUGGAUGCCCCACGUUGAAGGAGGCCUCCUCUCUGCUGUACCACUGAGUGGUGCCGCUGACGGGCUUCCUGGCAAAGACCUGGCCAAUCCCACAGAGCUGCUGACCAGUUCAAAUGAUGACAAGUUGGAUGCAGACUACAUCAGACGUUACCUUGGUGAUUUAACGCCUCUGCAGGAGAGCUGUCUCAUCCGACUGCGCCAGUGGCUCCAGGAAACCCACAAGGGCAAGAUCCCCAAGGAUCAGCACGUGCUGCGCUUCCUCAAGGCCMGAGAUUUCAACCUGGACAAGGCCAGAGAGUUUCUGUGCCAGUCUCUGACCUGGAGGAAGCAGCACCAGGUGGACUUCCUGUUGGACACAUGGGAGCGCCCGCAGCUGCUUCAGGAUUACUACACCGGAGGGUGGCACCACCACGACAGAGAUGGCCGCCCUCUGUAUGUUCUGCGUCUUGGUCAAAUGGACACCAAGGGCUUGGUGCGAGCGUUGGGGGAAGAGGUUCUGCUGAGACAGGUGCUGUCCAUUAACGAGGAGGGACUGAAGCGCUGCGAGGAGAACACCAGACUCUUUGGUCGACCCAUCAGCUGCUGGACAUGCCUGGUGGAUCUGGAGGGUCUAAACAUGCGUCACCUGUGGAGACCGGGAGUUAAAGCCCUCCUGAGAAUCAUCGAGGUGGAGCAUCCUAGCCUUUCUGACRCGCCGCCUUCAUCACAUUAUCACACCAAAGCUACUCCGUGA